Hirsutella rhossiliensis is the source of this 1590-nucleotide messenger RNA. Its product is annotated as reverse transcriptase (RNA-dependent DNA polymerase) domain-containing protein. The transcript has 6 exons. The coding region runs from base 1 to 1590 and encodes 529 amino acids. The record is from RefSeq and is a predicted model, not a curated record. Lineage: Eukaryota; Fungi; Ascomycota; Sordariomycetes; Hypocreales; Ophiocordycipitaceae.
AUGCUGACCAAAAACCGCGACGUCGACGUAUUCUCAUUAUCACUGGCAUCACUCGAAGACAUUCACAAAGCCCUCGAACCCAAGACUUUGAUCGAUCCUGCAACAAAAGUACCACAACACUACCAUGAAUUCUUGAAGGCAUUCGACCAAUCAGAGGCGGAUAAACUCCCCCCACACCGAGACUGCGACCACGAAAUUGAACUUCAACCUGGAACGACUCCACCACAUGGACCUCUGUACGGGAUGUCCCAAGACGAACUUCUCGUCCUCCGGAAAUUCCUUCAGGAAAACCUUGACAAGGGUUUUAUACGCGCUAGCACCUCACCGGCGGCCUCGCCGGUGUUAUUUAACCGCUACCCGCUACCGUUAAUCCAGGAGACACUUUCUCAGCUAAGCCAAGCCAAGUAUUUCACCAAACUCGAUGUCGUCGCAGCGUUCAAUCGAAUACGCAUCAAGGAGGGUCAGGAGUGGAUGACGGCGUUCAACACAAGAUAUGGUCUCUUCGAGAGCAUGGUGAUGCCUUUUGGACUAUCAAACGCCCCAGCUACCUUUCAAGCUCGAAUCAACGAAGUCUUACGCCCAUUCCUUGAUAGAUAUUGCACAGCCUACAUCGACGACAUUCUCAUCUACUCAGACGACCUCGCCACCCACAGACUCCACGUCAAAUCAACCCCCCUGCGACAAGCGACCAUCUCUCACCACAGCGGCUGCAGAUUGUGGCAUCUGUUCAAAACCGUUGUGCUCCUCGAAAACCAAGUCCGGGCACGCAACGAUCCCCAACUUCGCGCACUCCAGGAUCGAGUUCGUAACGGGCGCCAGACGCAGCAAGACCUCGACUUGCUCAACGAAAACAUUGUAGGAAGCUCCCAAAUCACCUUCCACGAUGGUUUGCGUGCUAUAACGCCACUGAACCGCACCCGCUGGGCCCUCAACAUGGAAGCUGUCGUGGGCUGGGCGCGCUUCAACAAGCGGCAUAUCCGGAUCUUUGUCUCGACUCACACCUGGCGCAACGGCACGCUUUCUCCAAACAUCGUAGCGCGAACCAUAGGACAAGGUGACGACUCCGCUUGCAAGGUCCCCGGCGUCUUCUUCUACGCCCAGGGCAUGCCUGUGGUUGUGAACAAGAACAUCUACACUGGCUUGAAAGUUGUGAAUGGGGCCGACUUUACUGCCGUGGACGUAAUACUCGAUCCCAAUCACCCAGGAUACCACUUGGCGGAUGACGUGACCAUCCACUUCGGGCCACCGCUCGGCAUUCUUCUGCGGUCCGAGGAGACGAAGGCCUUGGCGAUACCGUCCCUCCCGGUGGGGACGGUACUCAUCCGCCCCAUGUCACAUACACUUGAUUCGACUACCGCGUUCGUCCUCACCGAUUACAAAGCCCAGGGUAAAACGUGCGAUUUUACGAGCCUCUAUGUGCAACUGUCCAGGUGCACCUCGCUUCGGGGCAUCAAGCUUCUUGGUCCUGUGAGACAGCAUGAUUUCAUUGGCAAUGGGCUGGAUCCGGCCAUAAUUGAUGGAAUGCAGAGACUCAAGAACUUGGCCGCAGAAACGAGACGGUUAUACGAGGACCAGGGUUUCGAAAAGUAG